CUAUUGUGUCUAUCUCAAACAUCUGAAACAUCUGUCCAUUGUGUCUAUCUGCAGGUGAAGGAUGAGAAGAAGAUCCAGGAGGUGGUUGACCUGACGGAUUACGAGCGUUCUGAGGAGCUCCGCAAGGCCAAGAGCCGCAGCAAGAAGAACCACAGCAAGUUCACCCUGCUGCGCUGCAGAACCCCAGGCAACACGGUCCCUAACCUGGUGUUCCUGGCUGUUAGUCCAGAGGAGAAGGAGUCCUGGAUAAACGCCUUAAAUGGAGCAAUCACCAGAUCCAAGAACAGCAUCCUGGAUGAGGUCAUGGUUGAGGAUGAAAACCUUCUGUCCCAUCUCACACGGGACAGGGCUAAGAUCCCUCACACACGGCGCCUGCCUACACGAGGACACAUCAUGGCUGUGGCCUCCACUUCUACCUCUGACGGCAUGUUGACCCUUGACCUGAUCCAGGAGGAGGACAGCCCCAGCACAGACAGCCAGGACACCUGUGACAAGAGCUUCCGGGCCAACCUGGACAAAUCCACUCAGCUCGACUGCCUCAGGUCCAAAACAGAGGGUGCCAUCAGUAGCAUCUGUCUAACGCCUCCCACAGAGGUCACUGGGAAGUCCCAGAGCCUGCCGCGCGAUACCGGGGUCACCUGGGACGAUAAACAGCAACUUCAGAGCCCGAUGGGGAAGUCCUGCACUCCUCAGCCAGGCAAGAGGCUCACACCGGCCGAGAAAAGCCGCUGCGCCUCCAUGGACGAGAUCCUCUCACACUCCGGGACACAGGCCACCAAACCCAGGACAUCCAUCCCCCGCUCUGCCACCUCUGCCCCCCCGGGCAACCUGCCGCCCAUCAGCCAGCUGCAGGACCUAAUCGCUCAGAAGCUGGAGAGAACUCAGGAGCUGCUGAUGCAGGUGCAGGGGGCGAAGGGGGAGGAGGUAGAGCGGGGGAAGGGGAAAGGGAAGGACUCGCCAGGUUCCAAGGGCUCCAAGGGUUCCUCGGACGGGGCCCGGGCGGAGGCAGAGAGGCUGCUGAAGGAGGCAGCGUCCACAUGGGGUCAGGCCAAGGAUGUUCUAGAGGAGGUGAAGGAGCUGAGGGCGCUCUACCGUCAGCUGGACUCGCUGCCCACCACCCAUGCCUCCCUCUCACCCCUCACACCCUCCAACAGCUGCAAGCAGACUGACUACAGGAAGAGCAUGAUGUGACCGUCAGAGAACUCAACACAGACUGGACUAUGAAUCCCUGAGCAAAAAAACAACUCAACAUGCAAAGCCACAAUAUUGUUAAAUAUGUCUGUUUCUCUCCUUCUGUGUUCUUUCACUUUAUUGAUGCUGUGACAAAGUGAGGCCAUUCAGUUGCCCAACGACGUCCCCUGUGCUUGACCACUGUGCCCUUAGAUGUCUGCUUGAUGAAGGGUG
Oncorhynchus gorbuscha (pink salmon) is the source of this 1404-nucleotide messenger RNA. Its product is annotated as pleckstrin homology domain-containing family O member 1-like. Gene Ontology annotation, biological process: regulation of myoblast fusion. The transcript has 4 exons. The annotation marks the transcript as partial. Gene Ontology annotation, cellular component: ruffle membrane; muscle cell projection membrane. The record is from RefSeq and is a predicted model, not a curated record. NCBI's taxonomy places the organism in Eukaryota, Metazoa, Chordata, Actinopteri, Salmoniformes, Salmonidae.